AUGGAUCUCCGGUCGGUCCUUAACACGUCUGACAAUGGCGACCGCGCGCCCUCAAAGGCACAGGCGCCGCCGACCCCUCACCAGCAGCAGCAGCAGCAGCAGCAGCAACAGCAGCAUCAGCGACAGCACAGCCAGCACAGCCAGCAGCCUCGCCCGACUCACAUCCCAGCCCAGUAUGGCUAUCGCGACUAUCCCCAACAGCCGCUGCCCCAGGGCUCGCCGACCAAGCCUCCCGCCCACGAAUAUUCCCCUCCUCAGAACCAUCCUCACCACUACCCGCAGCACCAACAGCCGCCGCAGCUCCCACCAAACGCCUAUCCGCAGCAGUCGCCCUACCAAGCCCCAAGCCCGUACCAGACACGACCUGCGCCGCCGCCGCUCCACACGCCGACGAAUGUAUACCACGAUGCGCGCUCGCCGGCCAGCUCCAGGUCAAACUCGGGGCCCGUGAUGGCCUCGCCCUACCGGCCAUCGCCCACAUCGGCCUCGACGCCGGGGGGCAAUGCAGGCUAUCCGUUUCCUCUGCAGCCUCCUCCAGAGAUGGCGAGCCCAAUCCAGCGCCAGCCGUACCCACCGGGCCCCCAAUACCAGGACCCGAGAAGAGACAGCUACGUGCAGAGCCCGGGCGCCGCACCGCCAGCACAUGGUCCCGCGCAAUACUUGCAGCAACAACAGCAGCAGCAGCAGGCCAUGCCACAAGCAUCGCCGGUGAGGACGUCGAGCAGCGCAUCGCACCCAUACCUCCAUCAACCACCGCAGCACGCACCGGCACCAGCCUCGAUCCAGAUCCAGACCCAGCAUCAGCAGUAUGGGCCCCAAUACGCACAGGGCAGCCCAGUCCUUGCAGCGCAGCCUCCACUCGCGGAUUACAGCCGCCACCCUUCGCAAGUCACCCCUUUGGGCCCUCCCCAGCCUAGCGUGCAGCGGCAGCCCUCUGCUCCAGGAGCUUUUGCUCAACCGUCCAGCCCAUACCAGCAGCGCAUGUCUUCCAUAGCACACGCACCGGCACCGGCUCCGGCACAUGCAUCUACGCCCACACAAACAACACCACCGGCACAAUCACAAUCACAUACACAGGCACAGGCACAGGCACAGCCAGCGCCGCCGCCGCCUCCACCCCCUGCCCAUCGCCAGUCGAGCUCUCAAUCCGCCUACGCAUCGCCCGUUGCAGAGUCGGCUCAGCAUCCACGACCUCCAAACGACCGGGAGCAAAGUCUGUCAGUUAGUCCCAAGACUAGACUUGGCUCAAUCCCCAGCAACCCCGACGUUACCCCGGCGGCGGCGGAUAGAGCCGCGAGAUCUUCACUCAGUGUCCACUCCAUGGCGAUUGACUCGGAUCGAGCCAUCACGCCGGCGAAGCGCAAGCUGGAAGAUCUCAACAUGAGCCCUGGGGAGCUAGAGUACAAGGAAUCGAAGCCACCCCCUGGCGAAGUGAACGGAGGGUAUGCAGAGCGGAUCAAAAAAUCGGCGUCUCCUGUGAUGCCACGAAAAACGCGGAUUCGACGCAGUCAGCCACCUGUCUGGGCACUGAGCAUCCACACGCUCGGGAAAAAUCUGCCAUCCAAACCCAACUACGUUCUCCAGGAAAGAGUCCACUCCCACAUACAACCAGCCGUCAACGGCAGACAUGAAUCUACGGUCAAGACAGAGCACGCCAGCCGCCAGGCUUCGCCUGAAACAAGACGAAAUCAGCAUGCCAGCGUUAGCCAGCAGCCAUCCGCCGUCAAUCCGCCGAACCCCCAAGACCAGCUGGGUCCAUGGGAAGCCAGCAUCACAGGUGUCAAGCCCUCGGAAGAGCUUUCCAAGAACGUGGCCGAUUUUCUCUUCAUUCAUGUCAUCAACAACCAAGAUAUGCAGGAAAUUACGAGUCGGGGAAUACAAUUCGAGAUUGAGGCUAAAUUAGGCACACUCAUCGACAAGGACACCAACCAGCGCGUGGAUCGAUUCGUCGCUACGGAAUGUAUUCUCGACGACAAUGGCCGGGUUGCAUUUAAAAGUAGCAUGACUGAAGCGCAACACAAAUCUUACAACGAUUUCCUGAACCACAUCGUUAUCCAGAGCGACCCGCGGAAUCCCACUGCCAAUCGAGUUCCCGUGAUAUACAAGCACAGAAGAGAGAGGGAUCGCUUUUUUGAGCUGCCGCAAGAAAUGCAGGGCCAUCUCCCAGGAUGCGUGCGAGCCCGUCUUGGCCAUCGUAGCCGAAACGUGCGAGUGCGAGUAACAUAUGACCAAAAGACCAAUGAAGUGUUGAAUAAAAUCAUCAAGGCGCGCGUUGCAGACAUUGACCUGCACAUGCCCAUGUGUCCCAUGGACUGUCGCAUAAGCAUCAACCUCGAAGCAAACUGGGAUGGAUCGGUGGAGGAGCUGGAGCAGAUGUCCGCCAACAAGGCAAACCAGCAGCCAGAUCGCAGUAAAGACCGAUUGAGCUACACACACGGGAGCUAUCAAGUCGACCUCACACAAGUCACCCACGCUGUGAAUGGCCCAGGGAACUCACAGCGCAUGGACAAAGAGCACGAGCUCGAAAUCGAGAUGAACCCUCAGGUGCUCAUUGACCAGGGGCGGAAAGCCCUGAGUGGAGCGCCUCAUAGAUACCAAGAGUUUGUGGAAGGAUUUGUGGACAACGUGCGAGUGUUGGCACGAAAAGCCAAAGAAUUUAAUUAAUAAUGAGCCAUCUAAAUCGGCUUCACUUUUUGAAAUUCUGGCGCGGACGAUUGGGUAUCUCUUAUCCUACCCCUUGUUCCCGCCUUUGUCGCUCUUUUUGGACGGUUAACAGCGGGAUAUCAAGUUCCCUAUAUUGGAAAUAAAGGAAUGUGCUAGGGAUGCAUGGUUCGGGCUUCUUUUUUUUUUUUGUCUAUUAUUU
Messenger RNA from Trichoderma atroviride IMI 206040, 2863 nucleotides. Lineage: Eukaryota; Fungi; Ascomycota; Sordariomycetes; Hypocreales; Hypocreaceae. The record is from RefSeq and is a predicted model, not a curated record.